UCGUUUCUGAACAGAGCAGGUGUGGAGUUUAUCCUCGUGCUGUGAGAUACAAGAUACUUUACCAAAGACGCCGCAACACGACUGACUAGUGAUCUUUUUCUCUUUUUGCUCCCUGUGAGAAGCUGUCCAACAUAUUCAGCACUACAGUGGACACUACCAAAGAAAACUACUGUAAACAGCCCGCCAUGGCGUUAACUGUGAACUGGUGGACUCUGGUUUUGAGCGCCUGUCUCGUGCUGAUGGUUCGCGCUGAAUGCGGCAGAGACUGCGCGCUCUGCGUUUACCGGCUGUUCCGUCAACAGACAGAGAUCGACACACUGACCUGCUCAUUACAGUGUGAAGGGACAGUGGACUUCAGACAACUAGAAAUCUGCAAAAACAUCCUCAGUGAAAGGGAUCGCCUUGAAAUGGACAACCUCAAACAAGAGGAAGAGAGUGCAGACCAUCUUCUCGCCAAAAAAUAUGGUGGAUUCAUGAAGCGUUAUGGGGGCUUCAUGAUUAAGAAAGCAGCAGAGAUCGGCACAGGAGCCCCAGCUGAGAGUGAUGGCACAGAGGCCAUGAGUAAGAAAUAUGGAGGCUUUAUGAAGAAGGACAAGGCAGAAGGUGGAGCCGAAGACCAACAGGUGGAGAUGCUGAGAGAGAUCCUCAGGGUCGGUCUCACCUCAGAGUCAGAUGAGCAGCAUGAUGGGGACAUGGUCAAGCGCUAUGGGGGAUUCAUGAGGAGUGUACAGGGGAACAGUGGUCUAGGGGAGGCAGGGAGAGACCUGCACAAGAGAUACGGGGGGUUUAUGCGCAGAGUGGGCAGGCCUGACUGGUUGGACAACCAGAAAAGCAAUGGGUUUCUGAAACGCACUUGGGAGGAUGGAGGCGAGACUGCCCUGCCCAGCAUGCAGAAGAGAUAUGGCGGAUUCAUGGAUUAGAAUUUAAACAUGGACACCCAUCCUAAACAAUCUGUUCCUACUUUGUGUAGAGCUUGCACUGUAUUGUACUUGCGCUGUAAUUUCAUGUGAAGCCAUUUUUAAUUUAAAUUUAUUUUUGUCUGCUGAAUAUUCCUCCAUAAUGUACAGUGUACAUUUGUGUUCUGAGUGACUAGGGUUUGUGUUUUAAAAAAUGGAAAGAAAAUAUUUUCCCAUUUUCUGUGUUUACAGUGGAAUCACCCAUCAGAUGGGACAUUUGGUAAAGACAGAGGACAAUAAUCUAACCAUUUUCUGGAUCACAUCACCAUGAAUGAAAAAUACUUUUAACAUUGUUCACAUUGUUUCACAUCGCAUUGUUCUCUGAGAAUCUCAUCACAUUAGCUAGUGUGCUUCGCUCACUGAACAUUGUAGAUGAGGUUAAGUCUGCUGUCUGCACUUGAUAUGUUAAUGAUUAAUGCAUUUCUUUUAACAACUUUUCAACAGCUUUUGUUCUUGUUUAAAUCAAAGCAACAUUUCUGAGCUAUUAGCUGUACAGAAUACAAUAAA
This is a messenger RNA of Sinocyclocheilus rhinocerous, 1463 nucleotides long. RefSeq names its product proenkephalin a (gene penka). Lineage: Eukaryota; Metazoa; Chordata; Actinopteri; Cypriniformes; Cyprinidae. Gene Ontology annotation, cellular component: axon terminus; plasma membrane; dendrite. Gene Ontology annotation, molecular function: opioid receptor binding. Gene Ontology annotation, biological process: neuropeptide signaling pathway; chemical synaptic transmission; sensory perception. The record is from RefSeq and is a predicted model, not a curated record. The coding region runs from base 186 to 920 and encodes 244 amino acids. The transcript has 3 exons.